Molecule: messenger RNA, 6627 nt
Organism: Aegilops tauschii subsp. strangulata
Lineage: Eukaryota; Viridiplantae; Streptophyta; Magnoliopsida; Poales; Poaceae
Biological process (GO): meristem maintenance; meristem development
Source: RefSeq, a predicted model, not a curated record
ACCAAUGACCCAAGCGGGAGCAGAAGACUGGCUGUCAGCCCGUGAGGGGAGAGGAAUUGGGUCAUUCAAGACCAAGACGAAGAUGCAUCCUCUGAUCUAUCCAUUGUUCAUCCACUGAUCUAACCCCCCACACUAAACCCACGAAUCUUCUUCUAAGGGACGCCACCGGCAUCGCCGUCGCCGUCGCCAUGUCCUCCUCCUCCGACGAGCUCCUUCUUGUCCAGGAGCUCCCCAUGGACAUGCACUCGGACGGCGGCGCUCCUCAGCGCCGCCUGGCCCACGUCCUCCUCCCUAUCGACCGUGCCCCUGGCCCGCCCCCUUUCCGCCCGCCUCCCCCUCCCUCCGCUGCCACCACCGCCGAGUUCCGCGUCGCCUUCAGGGGCUGGCUCGGCGCCCCGCGCCACUGGGAGCUCUGGGUCGCCAAGCUACGCCCGAUCCACGAGCGCCUCUGGCGGGAACUUGGGAUCUUCGACGCCGUCCUCGCCUCCACCUACAGGAUCAAGAGGGACGCCUCCGCCGUGCUCCACCUCGCCUCCUUCUGGUCCCCCUCCACCAGCACCUUCGUCUUCCCCUGGGGCGAGGCCACCAUCACUCUCGAGGACGUCGCCGUGCUCGGGGGCUUCCCCCCCGACGGCUCCCCCGUGCCCGCGCCGCUGCCGCACCAGUGGCGCCCGGACGAGGCGGCGCUCAACGGGGUGCGCCUCGACUUCAACCGGAGCGCCUGCAAGAAGGCGCACCACGCCGCCUGGAUGAAGCACUUCCUCACGGACACGGACAUGGACGCCGUCAUCGAGCACGCCGCCUUCCUUGCGCUCUGGCUCACGCGCUUCGUGCUCCCAGGCCACCCGGAGUCCACCAUGCGCCAGUCCCUCUUCCCGCUUGCUGUCCGCAUGGCGCGCGGUGACCGCGUCGCCCUUGGGCCAGCCGUGCUCGCGUCCCUGUAUCGGGACCUGCGUGAGAUGAAGACUUACUUGGUGGCCGCAGGCGCAACAGGCGGCAAUGCAGAGUUGCUGUCUCCCUUGUCAGUUCAUGCGCCCCUCUACAUCCUUCAGUUGUGGAUGUGGGAGCGGUUCCCUGUACUCUGGGAUGGAAAGCCCAACCUCAUCAAGGAUGGCGAGCCAAGGGCUGCUAGCUGGCAUGAUGUGAGCAAGAAGAUGAAUCCAAUGAUGAUCCGCGAGGUCCUCAAUUCGGGGAAGAACUUUUUAUGGCGGCCCUAUACCAGCUCGGAGCAAGCAUGCAAGGAUCAUAGCGGGUGGGUUCGUGGCAGUGAUAUAAACGAAGAUGAGGAAUUGAUUUCACUCGCGCAUUGCCUGCAUGCUUGUGAGCUAGUGGGGAUGGAUUGCAUUGAGCAGUACCUCCCACACCGCGUUGCAAUGCAGUUUGGACUGGACCAAGAUGUGCCUGGGGAUGUUCGCCGAGCAAAUGAGGAUUGGGGGGUUGCAUGGGAGACCUACGAUUUGGAGGGGAAGGACGUAGCCAUCUUUACCCCUUGCUCUGAACCAGGAGUCACGGCUCGGUAUGCAGAGUGGUGGACGCAGCCAUUGCCACCUGACCUUGAUGUUGGGGCAGGAAGCAUUUCUGUGGAAGGGAAGCUUUCCAAGCGUAAGGUGAAGAAGACACGGGCAGCCAUGGAAGCCGAAGCAGAGAGGGAGCGGAAAAUGAAGAAGGCUCGAAUCUCCCCUAAUAAUGAUAAAAAGCGAAAACUUGAGGAGUUGUAUGAUGCGAAGCUGUCGGAUUGGCUUGCAGCCGGAAGGAAUGGGAGCAGUGGAACGAGUGGUGGCAGCUGCAAAAGGGGAUCCUCGCCAAAAUCUGUUGCUGGAUCAGACAAGUCCCUGUCAGCUAGUGCUGGGACUAGAGAUGAUAUUGUACUUCUUGUGCCAAGGAAGCAGGUGCCAACUCCUACUGUAAAUCUGAGGAAGGAUAGGGAUAUGAAUCUGGGUAGGGGAGAUGAUGGGAUCUUCAUGGCUAAGUCUCUGGUUGGGACAAAGUACAAAGGUGUGUAUUUGAAGGGCUCUAUGGCAGGUGAUGUAGAUCAUUUAGUGAAUGAGCCAUGUUUUGACGAGACAGUGGUGUCAACUGAAAUCUCUACAUUCAGUGAAGAUGCCAAGGAUGAAUGGAGUGACCAGAUUUUGAAAAAUACCAGUGAGCUGAUCAGAGGGGAACCUCCUGCUAUCCCUAAUAUGCCUGAGGAGGUUAAACCUUCAGUGUCUAUGGAGAGAGAAGAAUACAGUGAUCUCUUGACUGAUAUUGAUUUCAGUGAGGAUGUCAUAGAGGAAGCUAUCACAGUUGAUAAGCCCGCAAAUUUCUCCAGUGCACCUGAAGGAGGCGAUGCUGUGAUGAUGGAGGAAAAAAUAGUCAAUCUUCUUGAAGACAAGCGUCUUGAGGCUACAGGUAGACCAGACGAAGGCACCAUUGUUACUCAGGAAUUGGAGAAGAAAGCCAAACUUGCAGUUGACGAGUAUCGUGGUAUGUCAAAUAGACUUGAAGCCGUUGCUCUUGUCACGAAUGACAUAGAAGAAAAGGGUAAUGUAGCGGUAGCUAUUGAAGGUGCCGUAGUUUCAGAAGGAGUUGGAAGGGAUGGGGAGGGAACAAGUCAUUCUAUUGGAGUCUUGUCAGGGAGCAAACAAGGAGCCUAUGCAGGUGUUACGAACAAUCCUCAGGAGACAGUGGCUUUGCCUGAGGAAAUACUUCCAGUUCAGCAGGCAAAUGAUGUUGGUGAAUGUGUUGGAUUGUCAUGUAUAAUGGAGGAUACUUGUGCUGCUGCUGGAGUGGCAACAAAUGAUGAAGAAGCCGCUUUAGAUUUUGUCGCCGAUGAGGAGAGGGAGAUUUCCUGUAAAGAAGAGAUUGGAGGAGAAAGCAAUCAGAUGGCUAUGAAAGAUAGCGAGCAGAAGCCUCAGGAAGCUCCUCCAGUUGACAUUGUAGAAUGUGGAGAAGACAUUACUCUUGUGGAAAAAGACAAUGAAGGUGAACACGAAAAUGUUCCUCAAACAGUGGAGGCAGUGGUCACUGGCAUUAAUAUGGCUGCAGUUCUUUUGGGUGUUCCUGAAGAAGGGAGUGCAGACGUGGAUAAAGCUCUGAAUCUAACACAGAAAGACGCUGAAGAUGUGCACAAGAAAGUUGCAGAAGUAGAGGAUGCAGAACAGGUGCAAAUUAAUACUAUGGCAAAUGGAGGUGCAAAUGAGGGGCACAAUGAAGUUGCUGAAGUAGAGGAUGUAGACAUUGCAGAGGCAGAGAUGCGUGCACAGUUUGAUACUGAGAAACCUGAGGAAGCUACAGAAGCAGGGCAUGCAGAUACGGAUGACGGUAAGAGAUUAACAGGGAGAGAUACUGUUGAGGAGCCUGGAGAUGUUCUUGAAGGGGCACAUGCAGAAGCGGAAAAGGCUAGGGAGCUCAUAGAGAACAAUGAUGAUGAUAAGCUAGCAGAGUUUCCUGGUAUAACACAUGCAGAGAUGGAAGAGGUAAAGAAUUUGAUGAAGGAAGAUGCAGAUGAGAAGUUUGAUGAAGUUUUUGAUAUACAAAGUACAAAAAUAAAAGGAACUCAUAAGCCAAGGGAGGAAGAUACUGAUGGUAAGCUUCAGGAAGUUUUUGAUGUAGAGCAUGCAGAAACCAAACAUACAAAGGUUUUGAUUAAGGGAGUUGCAGACAAGCAGUUUGAAGAAAGUUCUGAAUUGAGAAGUAUAGGGAUUGAUGGCACUCAUGGGCCAAUGGAGGAAAGUACUGAUGAUAAGGUCAAGGCAGUACCCGAAGUGAAUGCGAAAGUAGAACAAGCCAAUGGGACCAUGAGGGGCAAUGAUAGGCCCGACAGCAUCCUGCAAAUAGACCUUCCAGCAAGGGACGAAACCAGGUGCUUGGCCAAGAAAGAUAUUGAAGAAGAUAAUGCGGAAGUUCCACGAGGAAAGCGCGCGGACAUAAACAAUGAGGCACCAAUUGAGAAAGAUGCAAAGCAGGCCAAGAAAGAUAUUGAAGAAGAUAAUGUGGAAGUUCCACAAGGAAAGCACGCGAACAUAAACAAUGAGGCACCAAUUGAGAAAGAUGCAAAGCAAAAGCCCAAUACAGGUGGCUUGGAUUUACCAGAGAAAGAAGUCGAUGGGUCCAAAGAGGUUUACCAAGUGAAACGAGAAGAAGGGGAGGAAUGCAAGGAGUUAAGGGCGGAAGAUACCGAGGAGAAUACUAAGGAUGCUCUUGGGGUUAAACAGGCAGAAGAACAACAAGGGGAAGCACUGACAGCAGGAUAUAUGUACAACUACAUUGAAGAAAUUACUCUAGUGGAGCAGGUGGAUGGACAAAGCAAAACACUCACAAGGAUAGGUGUUAAGGAAAAUCCCAAAGAUAUCACUCAAGAACAGGAAAAAGAAUUUGACAACGAUACAGUGGAAUCUUUAAAGAAUUCAAUCAAUAGUUUGUUAUGUAGCCCAGCCAUCACACAAUCAAAAGAAGGGCAGAUGGAAGUUCCUGUCGAAGGCAUGACGGAGAAGCACUGCCUUCAGGAUGUUGGGUUGAUAAAUGAUAGGGAAUCAUUGUCUGAUGGAGCUGCUAUGGAGAUUCAAAGAGUAGAUGACCACAAAACUUUGGACAUGCAUGAGGAAGUGUCUAUUAAACAGAUACAUGAGUGUGGAAUAAUAUUCACAAAUAAGGAGACACAAAUAUUGGAAGACAGCCAUAUGGUAGGAGAUGGAUCUAAUGAUUUGAUUCUUAUGGAGGUUGAUGAAACUUGGUCUACAGUCGAAAUUCAGAACCAGGAGGCUUUGGACUUGGACAAGCAACAAACAACGGAGGAAAGACAAGAUUUAGGACCUACAAUCGAGAACAAGAAAAUGGCAAUGUUAGGAGAUGACAUUACGCUUGGGUGCUGUGAGUUUCAAGCUGAUUCACCUGAGACCAAAAUUAAUGAGGUCCUGUCUACCAAAGGAAUACAGAAUCAGGAGCAUUUGGACAUGAAGGAAGAACAAGCAUCGGAAAAAGAAUUGGGGUGUAUAAUCACAGAAGGAAAUGCAAGACCCUUGGCAGUAGUCGAUACACUUGGUGGUGGUGGAGCAGAUACCACUGUGGUUAUCGUGGAUGUUAACAAGGCUAAUUGUGUUGAAGGAAUACAAAAUAUGGAAGCGUGCAGCAGUGAGGAGGCAAGGCAGGACAAACAGGACAAUGGUGUUGGAGAUGGGAGGAUCUUGGAAGACAUGAGCGCCAAUGAUAGUGGUGACGUGGGAACACGGAACCAGUGGGAUUUAUGCAUGGAGAAAGAACCGGUGGUGCUGGAGAAGCAGGACAAGGGAACGACAGAUGAGAACACAGGGAGAAUGUUGGUUGACACAGAUGCUCCUGAAUGUGGUGAAGCGAAACCUGAUGGGACCUUGAAAAUGAGUAAUGAUGUUCUUUGUACACAAGCUGUUAAUAUGGCCGAGGAUAAAAUUUCCUUGCAAAACCAGCAGAAAUGUGUGCCAUUGGGAGACCACAAUAAAUCAGAUCCACAGGAACCGGCGGUGCUGGAGAAGCAGGACGAGAGAACAACGGAUGAGAACACAGGGAGAAUGUUGGUUAACACAGAUGCACCUGAAUGUUGUGAAGCGAAACCUGGUGGGGCAACGCAAAUGAAUAAUGAUGCUCUUUGUACACAAGCUGUUAAUAUGGCAGAGGAUAAAGUUUCUUCCCAAAACCAGCAGAAAUGUGUGCCAUUGGGAGACCACAAUAAAUCAGAUGUUGAAGGCUCUGGAUGGAAUCAAACUGCAAGAAAAGAGUCCAAGGGGGCUCUUCAAUCAGAGUUUGAACAUGAGAUAGAAGUGAAACAAGAAAUUUUAGAGAAUAAGACAGAGUUGUCCACUGGUAUAGAAAAUGAUGAAGCGUCUGAACAAGAGCAGACCUACCCAGAGAGUGCUUCAAUUGCUCCUUCAGGUAUGGAUCACCAGGGUGAGAAUAAUAACAAAGGGGCUGAAGAAUCGAUAAAAAACUAUGGGAAGCAUGUUUCUGAUCCAGUAAACACAGGUUGCCAAACCAGUAAAUUUGGCCGACCAAGUAUUGAAGAGGGCAGGAGAAUACAUAGUAGCAGUAUAUCUGUCUAUCUGAAAGACAUCACAGUAUAUCAGGAAAGAAUUCGUUCUGAUCCAUCAAAGAGUACACAUAUAAACAAUGCUGGGUAUUAUUCUCGACAUGGAGCUCUGGAACCAGUUUCAGUCAGCAAGGAUAUCAAAGUUCCAUUGCAUGAUACUGGGAGGGUUUGUGGAAGAGAUCGUGCACUGGAGUUGGUGACAGGUCCACCAGAAGAGACGCCUCGAUGGAGACAAGAGCAAUAUGCACUUAAUAUUUUAGAAGAUGUGCAAAAUGCUCGCAGUGCUGAGAAAACUAGGAUGGAGAUGGAGAUCAGAAUACUGAAGGCACAGAUUGCUAGCAUGCAGAGACAAGUGAUGAACAUGGAUCAUGUUGGUGAGGUUAUUUCCAGAUCAAAAAGGCAUUGACCUUUUAAUUAGCUCCAUGAUAAAUGAUAGGUUAGCAUAAAAUUUCAUGUAGAACUGUACUUCCUUUGUGAGAUCAAAGACCAAUGCACGCUAGUUUGUUUCGUUUGUGUUGACUCUCAUGAAGGUCGGUACGCACCUUUUCUCUUGGGUGAAGUUUAUUUAAAUUCUUUGCUUUCCUGAA